Molecule: messenger RNA, 1443 nt
Organism: Aureobasidium musti
Lineage: Eukaryota; Fungi; Ascomycota; Dothideomycetes; Dothideales; Saccotheciaceae
Source: the annotation of a GenBank genome assembly
AUGUCUGGACCAACUCUUCCUGAGGAUUUUCUGUGGGGCUUUGCUACAGCAAGUUACCAGAUCGAAGGGGCUCCUCAUGAAGACGGCAGAGCAGACAGUAUCUGGGACACCUUCUGCCGCAUUCCAGGCAAGAUUGCCGGUAACGAAAAUGGAGACGUGGCCUGUGAUUCUUACCAUCGAUACAAGCAAGAUGUUAAGCUGCUAAAGGAUAUGGGUGCUCGAGCAUAUCGAUUUAGCAUUUCAUGGUCUCGCGUAAUCCCGCUAGGAGGUCGCAAAGAUGCAGUCAACCAAACAGGUCUACAGUACUAUAUCGAUCUUGUGAACGAGUUGCUUGCAAAUGGUAUUGAACCCAUGGUCACAUUGUUCCACUGGGACCUCCCUGAAGCGCUUGACCAGAGAUACGGCGGACUUCUCAACACAGAAGAGUUUGUUGCUGACUUUGAGCAAUACUCUCGAACCAUCUUCAAGGCACUGGGAGACAAGGUCAAGUAUUGGGUGACAUUCAAUGAACCCUGGUGCAGCUCGAUUCUUGGUUACAACGUAGGUGCCUUUGCACCAGGUAGAACCAGCGAUCGCUCAAAAUCAUCAGUCGGAGACAGCAGCACCGAACCUUGGCUGGUAGGCCACAAUCUGCUCAUCGCCCAUGGUGCAGCCGUCAAGAUUUACCGGGAAGAGUUCAAGCCGAGCCAGAAAGGCCAGAUUGGAAUUACUUUGAACGGUGACUGGGUUGAGCCUUGGGAUCCUAAAGACCCAAAGGACAUUGAAGCCUGUCAGAGAAAGCUCGAGUUCUCCAUCGCUUGGUUUGCCGAUCCUGUUUACCACGGCGACUACCCCGAGAGUAUGCGUAAACAGCUUGGUGAUCGCCUACCAAAGUUUACGCCGGAACAGCGAGCACUGGUUCAGGGCAGCAAUGACUUCUACGGCAUGAACCACUACUGUGCGAAUUAUAUCAAGCACAGGUCCGGCGAGCCAGAAGCACAGGACUACCUUGGAAAUCUGGAAUCUCUACUCUCCAACAAGGAAGGUCAAGACAUUGGUCCAGUGACACAAAGCCCGUGGUUGAGGCCCUAUGCUAUCGGCUUUAGAAGACUACUCAAGUGGAUCUCCGAUCGCUAUGGACGCCCCACCAUCUACGUUACUGAAAACGGCACCAGUCUCAAGGGCGAGAAUGAUCUCUCCAAAGAGGAGAUCCUCGAAGAUGAUUUCCGUGUAUGGUAUUUCAAAGAAUACGUCACUGCCAUGGCAGACGCAUACACCCAUGACAACGUGGAUGUCAGAGGAUACAUGGCUUGGAGUUUGAUGGACAAUUUCGAGUGGGCCGAGGGAUUCGAGACUCGCUUUGGAGUCACGUUUGUCGAUUACAAGAAUGGGCAGCAGCGGUUCCCAAAGAAGAGCGCAAAAGCCAUGAAGGGGCUGUUCGAUUCGCUCAUGGUCGAGUCAUAG